Dictyostelium discoideum AX4 is the source of this 543-nucleotide messenger RNA. RefSeq lists its product as hypothetical. Bases 1 to 543 code for a protein of 180 amino acids. The record is from RefSeq and is a predicted model, not a curated record. Gene Ontology annotation, molecular function: transferase activity; acyltransferase activity, transferring groups other than amino-acyl groups; acetyltransferase activity. NCBI's taxonomy places the organism in Eukaryota, Evosea, Eumycetozoa, Dictyosteliales, Dictyosteliaceae. The transcript has a single exon.
AUGAUUGAAAAUAUUGAAACGGAAAGAUUAGUUUUAAGGGAUAUGAAAUUAGAAGAUAAAUAUGACAUUUUUGAAUAUAGGUCAGAUGGUGAAACUAAUAAAUACCAAAGUUGGAUUCCAAAAACUAUAGAUGAUGUUCAAGAAUUUAUUAAACGAAAUCCAAAUGAAUUUAAUAAACCUGAUACUUGGUAUCAAAUACUAAUUAUAUGUAAAGAUAAUAAUUGUAUAAUUGGUGAUAUAGGUAUUCAUUUUAUUGAUAUCGGUAAUAAUAAACAAGUUGAGAUUGGUAUAACAUUAAAUAAAAAAUAUCAAAAAAGAGGCUAUGCAAUUGAAUCGUUAAAUGGAAUAAUUCAAUACCUUUUUAAAACAUUAAAUAAACAUAGAAUUACUGCAUCUGUUGAUCUAAAUAAUACAAAUUCAAUAAAGCUAUUUGAACAAUUACAUUUCAGAAAAGAAGCUCAUUUUAAAAAAAGUUUAUUUAUUAACAAUGAAUGGGUAGAUGAUAUUAUCUAUGCAUUACUUUCUGAAGAAUGGUUAAAAUAA